Molecule: messenger RNA, 1159 nt
Organism: Passer domesticus (house sparrow)
Lineage: Eukaryota; Metazoa; Chordata; Aves; Passeriformes; Passeridae
Gene: LRRC38
Product: leucine rich repeat containing 38
Exons: 2
Coding region: 141-1022 (293 amino acids)
Cellular component (GO): voltage-gated potassium channel complex
Molecular function (GO): transmembrane transporter binding; potassium channel activator activity; voltage-gated potassium channel activity
Source: RefSeq, a predicted model, not a curated record
CUGCUGCUAUCGGAUCUGUGAUGAUAUGUGAUCUCCUGGAUACAAUCAGGCACACACACAAGUACCAGGCACUCCUGCUCAGCUGAGCAAAAUGUCUUUCUCCUGAAGUGGUGCUCAUCACAGCCUCCAGAUCCUUGACGAUGUUGCCAUGCUUUCCUUCCUGCCUCCUGCCUUUUGCUGGCUUUGCCUGCCUGCUUUUCCUGCCUGGGGGUCAUCUUUGCCCUGCUGUUUGUAGCUGUAUGGACUACCACACCAUAGACUGCCGGGAUCAAGGACUCCCAAGUGUUCCCAAUCCCUUCCCAUUGGAUGUACGGAAACUUCUUAUAGCUGAUAACAACAUUCAGGCAAUACCAGCUGACUUCUUUAUAUUUUAUGGAGAUCUAGUCUAUUUGGACUUCAGGAAUAACUCCCUCACCUCUUUAGAAGAGGGCACUUUUAGCAGUUCUACCAAACUGGUGUAUUUAGACUUAAGCUACAACAAUUUAACGCAGCUCGAUGCUGGGAUAUUCAAAUCAGCAGAGAAACUGAUAAAACUGAGCCUCGGAAACAACAACCUGGUGGAUGUGGACGAGGCUGCUUUUGAGAACCUGGACCAGCUCCAAGUGUUAGAAUUGAAUGACAAUAACUUACAGAGCCUGAACGUGGCAGCCCUGGAAGCGCUGCCCUCCCUGCGGACCAUCCGCCUGGAGGGCAACCCCUGGGUGUGUGACUGUGACUUUGCCAACCUCUUCAGCUGGAUCCAGGACAAUGCAUCCAAGCUCCAGAAAGGUCUCCAUGAAAUCCAGUGUUCCCUGCCCGUGGAGAACAGGAGGAUCUUUCUGAACGAGUUAUCUGAGGUCAGCUUCAGUGAAUGCAAAUUCAGUUUGUCAUUGACAGACCUUUUCAUCAUCAUCUUCUCUGGAGUCGCCGUGUCCAUCGCUGCGAUUCUCUCCAGCUUCUUCCUGGCCACCCUGGUGCACUGCUUCCAAAGGUGUGCUCCCAGCAAGGACGAUGAUGAAGAUGAAGAUGACUGUGAGGACUGAACUCAGUCGAAAUCCUUAAGUUUCCUGGGUUUAUCAGUUACCAGAUCAUCAGCCAAAGUCAAUGAGUGAAAAAAAAAGUAGAGUGAAAGCUUUAGACAUGACUUAAGCUCACAAUGUGUAAGGAUCUCCUCUAGCCA